UUUCUGGGUUGAAAAAUCAAUUUUACUGUCCCCUCUUUUCUCCUGUACCAGUUCGAAGUCAUAAACACCGUAGAUGCUACUUCAUUUUUUUCUUGUUUCUCGUGCUAGCAAUGGCGGAAGAACCAGCAGCGAACCCUUGUUGUUCUGUGUGGAAAUUUCAAUACACGGAGGUGGUAGCGAAAAGGAAUGCUCUUCGAGAAGCCGUGAAUCUUCUGAGUGCGCAUAUCAAUAAGAUUGAGGCUGAGAAUCUUACCAUCUCUAAAGCCUUAGAGGAGGAGCGAGCACGAGUAGAGGCGGAGAAAGAUGCAAAAGCGAAAGAAUCUGUUGUUAAAGUAGAGUUAGAGAAUGAGGUCCUGCAGUUGAAAUUAGAGAUUACCUCCCUACAGGAAACUGCUUAUUCGAGAGAGGAGUUGCUUCAGAGCCAAAUUUCACAAGGAGAAGCAGAAAACAAACGUCUCAAGGACCUUCUUGAGAAAGAAAUGAAGAGGGGAGAUGCUGAAAACAAAAAGGAUGAAGCGGAGAAGAGUAAAUUGGAUGGAGGAACACACAUGAUUGAUAAAGAUUUGAUUCAAAAGCAGGUCUCAGCUGAAGUAAAUCGUUUCAAGGAGCUACUGGCGAAAGAAAUGAAGAGAGAAGACUCCGAUAAAAAGAAAGCUCUAGAAUCAUUCGGAUUACCGGAAGCUGAAAAGAGUAAAACUGAUGGAGAGGAAAUGAUGGUUGAUAUAGAAAGAAAUCAAGUUGAGGAACUUAAGGCUACUUUGGAAGCCUUGAAAUCCGAGGCGUGUGAAGCCAGAAUAAAACUUCGUACAGAGAGGUCAAAGUAUGAAGAAGCAAAGAAAAAGCUAACAGCUGAGAAAUUCAAGGCAAAUAGGGAGAAGAAAAGAGCGGAUUCCGAGAAGGCAAAAGCAGAGCUACAGAAGAGGUGUGCUGAAGAGGAGAGGAAAAAGCUAUUGAAUGAAGAAUAUAGGUCAGAUGAAUUGGCUAAGAGGUUGGAAGAGGAGAAAAAGAGGAGAGAAGAAUUGGAAAGGAAGGUUCAGGAUAUCAUGUCUGAGAAGGUGGAGAAGGUCUGUCCUGAAGAGUCAGAAAGACAGAAUGAAAAUGUAAACACAAAUGCUGCAAAUGCAAAUAUGGUGCUCUUAGAGAAACAGCUGCAGCUUGAAAAAAAACAUGUAAAGCAUGCUAAAAAGGUGGCUAAGUUUGAAAAAAGACGCAAUGAUUUGCUGCAGCAAGAAAUCUGUCGCUUAAAACAGGAUCUUCAGCAAUUCUGUCAUCGACUAAAUUUACUGGGUGGUUCUUUCUUUCAUGGUGUCGAAGGGAUAGAUGCUUCAGCAAAGCAGGGAAUUUCAGAGUCGCCAAAACUUCCUUAGGUGCAGCUGUAAUGCAGAACAAGGGGAAGCAAAAGCUCUACUUGCAGCUAUAGAGCUUCUCCAAGAACUGAAGAUGCAUAAGGUCUGUUUUUUGGAGAUUGUCAGGCAUUCAUCAAGGCUCUAUCUUAUAAUAUGUUAGGUGUUAGACGGUACACAGCUCCUAUUUUGUUGGAUUGUAAGUAUGCUCUUAGCAAAUCUUGUACCUCUGUAUAUAAGUAUGUUAACAGAACAAAGAACAUGGUGGCUGACACUUUAGAUAAAUCCAUUAGACAAUCUUGUUUAUGCAUGUCUUGGUUAGUCUCUCCUCAUUGUAUUAUUUAUGGGUAUGUUAAAAGGUUGUGACGUUGCCAAACAAUAUAAUGACUGGGUUUUCUUAAUGAAUCUAUCUUUAUUAUCAAAAAGAA
This is a messenger RNA of Papaver somniferum (opium poppy), 1771 nucleotides long. Its product is annotated as caldesmon-like. Bases 111 to 1367 code for a protein of 418 amino acids. The record is from RefSeq and is a predicted model, not a curated record. The transcript has 4 exons. Lineage: Eukaryota; Viridiplantae; Streptophyta; Magnoliopsida; Ranunculales; Papaveraceae.